AUGCCAAAAAAAGAUGAAACUGAAACGAAUGCAGUCGUUGUUGGUAGUAACGUAGAAGAAGAGAUUGAUGAGCAGCAAAUGGUGUGGGAAAUAGAGAAAUGGAAUCGAGAAUGGGAUAUACCUCGUUUAUGGGUUGGCUUAUUCCGAUAUUAUGUUCUGGAGCAUUCGACCAAACGUGUUGUGCAGAUACGAUUUCGUGAUAGUGGCGACGAUGAUGAACGCCCGAAGGAUAUGGGUCAUUUCAACUGCAAACGAAUUGCGAUUGAA
Anisakis simplex (herring worm) is the source of this 267-nucleotide messenger RNA. Lineage: Eukaryota; Metazoa; Nematoda; Chromadorea; Rhabditida; Anisakidae. The record is from the annotation of a GenBank genome assembly.